Molecule: messenger RNA, 1245 nt
Organism: Leptosia nina
Lineage: Eukaryota; Metazoa; Arthropoda; Insecta; Lepidoptera; Pieridae
Source: the annotation of a GenBank genome assembly
AUGGAUGUAAACAGUAGCUCUGAUGAAAAAGUUAUGAACUAUAGCCAUAGAGAUAGAUGUGCUACAUUCCAGAAGGCAGAAGUAAAAGCACUGUUAAAUUUGAUUACCAAAUAUAAAUUCAUAAUUUUGAACAAAAACACAGAUUCCAAUACGAAUUCCGCUAAAGAAAAAGUAUGGCGUAAAAUAACGAGAUCAUUUAACGAUCAGAAAAUAGCUGUUUAUAGAAGUACUGAUCACUUAAAAACCAAGUGGGAAAACUUGAAGCGAGGUGGAAGGAAAGCUCAAAAGAAGGUUGAUGAAGAGGAAACAGACGAAAUACGUAGUCAAGUGGUCUGUUUGAUCCAAGAAUCUGAUAGUUUUACAGACAAAGUACAAGUAGAACUUGAAAUUAAUGAUUCAGAUGAACAAAAUGAUACUCAGAAAGGACAGAGAGCAUGUUCAGACUAUAAUUCAGAUACAGAAGAUGAAAAGGACAGGAGACUAAGAUCUGUAAACUUUUUACCCGUUGAGUCCCAUCUUCUUGUUAAGCUGGUAAGAGAAGAAAAAGCUAUAUUGUUCAUGGAAGGAACUUCAACUAAAAUAAUACAAAAGAAAAAUGCAGCUUGGGAAAGGAUAGCUAAGCGUUUUAAUAAGAUUAAUCCACAAGAGAGGCCAUUGAAUGUUUUAAAAACAAAGUUUUACAACUUAAAGCGAAGAAAUGAGAAUAGAAACAAGAUUAAAUUAGAAGAUCGUAAUUAUUCAUCUCAGAAAAGUAAUGGAGAAGCAAAAGUGGAUAUAAAAAUUGAGCCGGGUUUGAGAUACAGCAAUGAGAAUGAUAUGGGUUUGGAUGUUGAAGAGACUACCUUAAGUGAGCGUGAAUUAUCCCCACUGCAAAAUAAUGACGAGAGUAUGGACCCACUUAAAUUUGUCCUCAACACUGACUCUGGAAUAGGAUCCUCAACUUGGACCCCUACAUGCAAUCAAUCUGAAAACGAAAGUGUCGUCAAACUGAAAAUAGAACUUCUCAAUUAUAAGUUAGAGACUGCAAAGCUCGAGAGGAAGCGUUUAGAAAAUGCAAUAAAAGCUGAGGAGGAAAAUCGUAACGUCAGGGCUAUAGAAAAUUCAUUGCGCCUGCGCACUGCGCGGCUCGAAGCUGUAGCAGCAGAAUCAAAAUUAAUGCAAAAUCAUCCUGCAUUGGCAUACACAGAGCAAGAAUUAUUAGCCCAAAGAUACUUGGCUAUGCCAGACUUAUCUGAUGACACAUAG